UUUAAAAUGUUAUCCAACUAUUCUCGCAUUUGGUUUUUUAUUGUGUACGUGACGAUAUUUCCGAAAAUCGAAAAAGCUAUUCAUUACACACACAUACAUGGGCGCUGUAUGCGCAAUAGAACAAAUGAAAAAGUUAUUGAUCGAAUUCCCAGAUUGAACAAGAAUGAAAUAAUUCGUAAUACCCGGGAUUUAUUAAAUCUACCUACUAGACCGCACUAUUCUAAGAAUGAUUCUUGGCAGAUAAAGAGAUCAGCUUCAAGGUACAUUUAUGACGUUUUCAAGAAUACUGUGGAUAAAAAUCAAGCUCAGAGCUACAAUUUUACUAUGCAAGAUCUUCAGACUAUGGAGGAUAGCGAUAUCAUUAUGACGUACGCAGGUUUAUAUCAUAACGAAGGGAAUAUUAUAUGGUUUGAUGUUUCAAUUACUCCAAGUAUAGAUUACAUUAUCGGGGCUGAAUUACAUCUUUAUCCUAAUACUUUAGACAAGAACUUCAAAAUUUUAGUUUUCAGUAUUGUAUCACAAAGAAAAAAUAAAAAACGUCUCCAGUUUAUUGAAUCAGUGACAGUUAAUGCAAAUUAUAAGGGAUGGAUCAAAGUGAAGAUAACUUCAAUUCUGCAGUAUUGGUUAAAGCAUCCCAAGCAUAAUUUUGGUUUGCAUUUAUCUAUUGUAUAUACUGAAGAUAAUUUUAACGAGCGUAUUGAUGAAAUAAUGGAGCUUAAUACUAAUUCAUCAGAAAAAAAUCCUUUCCUCGUAGGUUAUUUUGUAAGCUCUCAAAUAUUUGACGAACGAUUAACAGCUAAAAGUAGAUGGAAACGAAGCGAGGCAUACUCAACUACGAAUUAUUUAGAUAAUCCUUACAUGUAUAAAGAUACGUCAAAGCGCCGAGUAAAUGCUGGAUCAUGCAGAUUGCAGAAGUUUUACGUACGUUUUCGUAACUUUGACUUUGAUAAUUAUAUUACUGCACCGGAAGGGUACGAUGCUCAGUAUUGUAGUGGCGAAUGUCGUUUCCCUUUAAAUGCUCACAUGAACGCCACAAAUCACGCGAUCGUUCAGACUUUGGUGCACUUUUUAAUGCCUGGGCGUGCACCACAAGCUUGCUGUGCACCUCGUGAACUUGCACAUCUUCCUGUACUCUAUUCCCGUGACGGGAUUAAUUACAUGCUUAAGAAAUAUCGAAAUAUGAUAAUCAAAAGUUGCGGCUGCCAUUAGUAAUCAGUAGUUAUUGUAAUUAGGAAUUCAGAGCUAGCAAGGCCCUAUAUAAAACAAAAGGUGAAAUGGUAAACUGAUUAAGGAUGUUGC
Messenger RNA from Ceratosolen solmsi marchali, 1299 nucleotides. Its product is annotated as protein 60A-like. The transcript is spliced from 3 exons. The record is from RefSeq and is a predicted model, not a curated record. Lineage: Eukaryota; Metazoa; Arthropoda; Insecta; Hymenoptera; Agaonidae. Gene Ontology annotation, molecular function: growth factor activity; cytokine activity. Bases 7 to 1209 code for a protein of 400 amino acids. Gene Ontology annotation, cellular component: extracellular region.